Messenger RNA from Microplitis demolitor, 723 nucleotides. RefSeq names its product troponin C (gene TpnCIIb). The coding region runs from base 78 to 536 and encodes 152 amino acids. The transcript is spliced from 5 exons. Gene Ontology annotation, molecular function: enzyme regulator activity; calcium ion binding. The record is from RefSeq and is a predicted model, not a curated record. NCBI's taxonomy places the organism in Eukaryota, Metazoa, Arthropoda, Insecta, Hymenoptera, Braconidae.
GUGGGAGACACUCUUCGGAAGUUUGCUUGUUGGAAUAAAAGUGUUUUCAGAAAAAAAAUAAAAUAAAGUAAAAGAAAAUGUCCAGAAAAAUGGAUGAUGAACAUGUACAAAUGCUAAGAAGAGUUUUUUCAAUGUUUGAUUCAACAAAAUCUGGAAAAAUAGAUAAAGAAAAAGUACGAUCUAUUUUAAUGACAGUAGGUCACAUCUUUGAUGAUCAAGAGCUCGAAAUACUUUUGGAGAAAGAAGACGUCGACGGUAGUGGAGUACUGAGCUUUGACUCAUUUUACCGUGUGGCGACUCAUUUUCAAGAUGAAGAUGACGACGAAGCACUACAAAAAGAACUAAAAGAAGCUUUCCGUCUUUACGACAAAGAGGGAAAUGGAUAUAUACCGACGAGUUCAUUGCGUGAAAUUCUGGCUGCUUUGGACGAUCAAAUUACUCCGGAUCAAAUGGAUGGAAUGAUCGGUGAAAUAGAUACCGAUGGUUCGGGCACCGUUGACUUUGAUGAAUUUAUGGAAAUGAUGACUGGCGACUAAAAAUAUUAUGCAGGUUUUACAAUAAAAAACAAAGAAUGUAUAAUAAAAUUAUAAAUUAUAAAACAUCCAGGCUGCCAAGAAAUAAUUUAAUAUUGCAAAAAGAAAUUUUUUUUUAAGAAGAUUUAAAGUUAUAAAUUAUUAAUAAAAAAAAGAAGAGAAGAAGAAUUAAAAUAUGGUUCGAAACGAA